Messenger RNA from Polistes dominula (European paper wasp), 1714 nucleotides. RefSeq names its product heparan sulfate 2-O-sulfotransferase pipe (gene pip). Gene Ontology annotation, molecular function: sulfotransferase activity. NCBI's taxonomy places the organism in Eukaryota, Metazoa, Arthropoda, Insecta, Hymenoptera, Vespidae. The record is from RefSeq and is a predicted model, not a curated record. Gene Ontology annotation, cellular component: membrane.
AAAGAGAGGAGAGGAGAGGAGAGCAAAAGGAAAGGAGAAUGUGUGAGAGGAAUCGUGUGAGAAGAGCACCUUCCUGAUCACACACACCGGAUGAGACGAAACUUGCUAUGAAAACGUCAGUCGCGUGCCGACCAGCAAACCAGUCGGAUCAUUCAACCUUUUUCUUCGUAACAUACUCGUUCAUUGACGUUGUCGUCAUUAUUUCAAAAGUUUAUUUAAUUACAACUCGACGUUUAAUAUUUAUCAAUCCCCAAUUAUUAAGACAAACACAAACAAGUAAAAUAUUGUUCAUCGUUAUUUAAUUGAUUAUUAAUUGAAAAGAAAAAGAAUAAAAGACCAACAACUGAUCAGGAUUAACUAAACGAAGCAUGAUCGGUGAUAAUUCAAUUAUCGCGAAGUUGAUAUAUAACGUUAGAUCGGUAAGGAUCUGACGUUUAUAUUAUUGACAACGUCUGAAGGAGGGGGACAUACGUUAUUUUUCUUCUUUUUUUUUUUUUCUCCUGAGGAUCAAAGAAGAGGAUGCCGAAGAACAGUAUGUGGAGACAAAGGCGAGUAGUCGUUCCUAAGAGAACCAUCGAGCUUAUCGCACUUAUGGGUAUUUCCUGUACGCUUUUUCUUUUUCUACACACGAGAGAACUUCAUUCGCGUCUUAAAAAAAUGGAAGUACGUUUGCAGCCGGGUGAAGAUGAACUUAUAUCUGGGAAACAAUUGUCAUCGGAAGGAGUUCAAAUGGAAUCUACGCCAAGCGGGAACGAUCAUUAUUCGAACUUGCAGCGCGUUACAGAGAAGUAUGAACAAACGGAGGACAUUGAUGGAUUGAACAACACGAAAAGAGCCGACAGAUUGGUACUUUUUUUCAAUCGCGUACCAAAAGUUGGUUCACAAACGUUCAUGGAACUUUUAAGAAGGCUUUCCAUGAGGAAUGGUUUUUCCUUCAACAGAGAUCGAGUUCAAAGAGUCGAAACUAUACGUCUUGCCCCAAUUGAACAGCUUCAAUUAGCCAGAAUGGUCAGCAGUUACUCGGAACCAUCGGUUUAUGUUAAACAUGUGUGUUUCACGAAUUUUACCAAGUUUAAUUUACCAGAACCAAUUUACAUAAACGUAGUUCGUGACCCAGUUGAAAGGGUUAUAUCUUGGUAUUAUUACGUCAGAGCACCCUGGUAUUACGUGGAAAGGAAACAGAUUUUCCCUGAUCUACCCUUACCCGAUCCAAAUUGGUUAAAGAAAGACUUUGAGACGUGCGUGUUGAAGGGUGACAGGGAGUGUCGUUAUUUGGAGGGAGAAAUACACGAGGGUAUUGGUGAUCAUCGUAGACAAACCCUUUUCUUUUGUGGACAUAGCGAAAAGUGCACUCCUUUCAACACGGUGGGAGCCUUAGAACGUGCCAAACUAGCUGUUGAGAAACAUUAUGCGGUUGUUGGUGUCCUUGAAGAUGUGAACACAACACUAACCGUCUUGGAAAAUUACAUACCUCGAUUUUUCCGAGGUGCAACUGAAGUUUAUCAUGAUCAAACACACGCAUUCACCAGUAUCAAUCGGAAUUUUUUCAAGCCACCCGUUAGCGAGGAAAUCAAGGAUAUCGUUCGUCAAAAUUUUACCCGUGAGGUAGAAUUUUAUCAAUUUUGCAAACAACGAUUGUACAGACAAUUGCGAGCAUUAAAAUUUACCAAUCACGAUAUAACUAUGAAUAAUCGUUUAUAGAAAAAAAAAAAAA